AUGUAUAGUCCGGUAUCAGCUAUUGUGGUUGAUACGAACUUUUUAAUGUCAAAUCUUGACAUUGUGGAAAAGUUAUGUGAACUGGCGGUUACCUAUAGCCAUGCAAUUGUGGUUCCGUAUCAAGUUCUCCAGGAACUCGACGGACUGAAAUCCAGUUUUGACAGUAGUAAGUCGUUUAAAGCUCGAUCAGGUGCUAAUUGGCUUUACGAGAAGCUGGCUAAUAGUACUCCUUGUGUGGUAGGACAGGGGAUUGAUGAUACUCUGACUUCGGGCUUGGAUGGUGACGACGCGAUUCUCGACUGUUGUAGGUACUAUCACCAGAUGCACAAUGUCUUUACUGUAUUGUUGAGCAAUGAUCGUAUUCUGUGUACUAAAGCACUUGUCAAUAACAUUCGUACUGUGACGUUUGUUCCAGGAAUGACUGCUACCCAGAUUGCCCAGAUAGUCAAUAGUUCAGCCAAUGGUGGUGAUACUUAUAUUCCAGACACAGAUGCCAUGGUCGAUAUUGCCAUGAAAGAGGAUGAAUCUAGUUUGAAAGAUGGUCUAGACGAAGCUAUUUCACGAGCUCCUCUUGAAGCUUCAUCAUUGGGCUCUAAAUCAAGAAAAAGCCCACCACUGCGAAAAAAUGGCAAGAAGCGAAAAAUGACACUUGAAGAGCUAAACGAGUCAGUAGGACUGGACAAAAACAUAAAUCAUCAGCUAGAAGAUCUUGAAAUAGGCCGCAGUCAGAAGAGGAAAACAUCACAGAAUGGAUCACUCCCACUUACUAGUCACACAACUGAUUUAAGUGCCAUUGAAGAACAUUCCAAAAUUAAAAGUAGUGGUGAGCUGGGAAGUCCGGAUUCGUCAAGAAAAAAGCUGGUAGCUAAAAGUAUAACAGGUAGAUCCUCAUUCCGACUAACUUCACGGCAUGCUCCUGAUCAGAAAGAAUCGCUACCUCAGUUACACACCACAUUGCCGGAUAUAGCUUCAAAUGGAAGACCCAAACUGGAUAAAAUAGAAGAAUAUUUGUGCAAACAGAUUGCUGAUUGCAUAGACCGACUAAUGACUAAAAACUACAAACCAGAAGAAUUGAGCUAUUUACAAUACAGUAAACCAACUGGGAGGGAUGGGUUCAGAGCGUUGGCCGAGAUAAUCGACAAUUUCCGAGUCUCGGUCUUCGGCCCUAUAAUUCCUUGGUCACUUCGUAGCAAAAUCACUCCGAGAAUGAUGGAAAAACGGAUUACAACUAAUAAAGAACUAGUCCAGCUAAUAAAGAGCUGGGGCCAGGUCUGGCUGGCUCUAAGUGACGGUGUUUUUGACAAGAAGAGUGUUGAAAAGUCUAUUGAUGACCUUUUACGAGCCAUAUCUGUUUAG
Molecule: messenger RNA, 1356 nt
Organism: Sugiyamaella lignohabitans
Lineage: Eukaryota; Fungi; Ascomycota; Dipodascomycetes; Dipodascales; Trichomonascaceae
Gene: SWT1
Product: Swt1p
Exons: 1
Coding region: 1-1356 (451 amino acids)
Cellular component (GO): nucleus
Source: RefSeq, a predicted model, not a curated record